AAUUUUUUUUUUUUAAUUUUGAGUGCGAUUGAAGUCUCUUAAUCACAUUUGAAAUCGUUUCAAUUAUAGAAAGAAUUCAAUAAUCCUAACUGGAUCGUUUCAGAUAGACUUUGAAAAUAAACAAACUGGCAAAGCUGAAAAAGCAAAGAAAGAGAAACUUUGGCUUAGGCGUUGUUCUGCUAAUACAACCAUGGCUGCAACAGAAGCUCCAUCAAAUGAGCAUGUUUACAAAGUUCCCCUCAAAGUUUUUGUAGACAGAAAUGAAAACAAAGUUGUGUUUGCUGAGGCAAGAAAGGAAUUCGUGGACGUUCUAUUCAGUUUCUUAGCAUUGCCUUUAGGUACUAUUGCAAGACUGGUGGCUAAGGAGUCAAAUAUUCCAGCGGUGAAAGUUGGCAGCCUGAGUUCAUUGUAUGAGAGUGUAUCACAUCUUGAAGAAGAGCAUCUAUGGACACAGGCUUGCAAAGAAAUGCUUCUGCACCCAAGGACCUCUAUGGAAUCUUAUUGCCAACUCCUCAAACUCAACAUCGACGACACUGCCCCCACAAAGUAUUUCCUGUGUGAGGACUUGGGGUGUAGUAGGAAGACAAAUGGGAGCCUUUUAAGCAUUUUCAAGAAUCAAAGAUGCAGUUGUGGAAAACUAAUGAACAGAAUAGUCUCCCCAGAAAUUAGUACUUUAGAAAAGGGCUUUGUGAAGGAAUCUGCUACUUUUAUAAUUUGUGACGAUCUUUCCGUGUUGCCUAAUGUUCUUGUAACAAUUAUGAAUCUACUCCAGAAGCUUGGAGUCAAAGACAUGAAUGGUAUUGAGGAACAAACAGUGGAUAUCAGCAAGAGGGAGGUGGUUGAUCUUCUCAAAUUGUCGUUGAUAUCAAAGAACCCUUUGACAGAUUUUGUCUUAGAGAAGAAGCCACGUGUUGAUGAUUUUAACCCAAUAAACCAAUCCUGGGUCGAGAGAGGAGAUGAAUCAUCUGAUGAAGGUAGAAAGAUAGUUGUAAGGGCACUGGUAAGAAAAUCAAAUGAAAAGAUUGUGUUUGCCGAUGCAGAUGAAGAUUUUGCAGACUUGCUUUUUAGUUUUAUGACUUUACCUUUGGGUGGAGUGUUGCAUAUGUUGGAAGGAAAAUCUUCUUUGAGCUGCAUAGAUAAAUUAUACAAGAGCAUUUCUGAACUGAGUCCUGAUAGAUAUUUAAGGUCACAGAGAGUCAAAGAGGAACUAGCUAAUCCUAAAUGUGCCCCUCUAUUCACCAUCAGUGAUCAGAUAUUACCAAUUGGCGAGGAUAUCUUGCCUGUUUAUUAUUGCAAUACUUUCAUUUAUGGCAAAGAGCGUCAUGUUGUUCUUGCUACUUCAACCAGGCCCCGUAUUUAUGGGUAUGACAUGAAUGCUCGAUUGGAGAUUUUUGAUCCAAAGUCCUGUAUUGGGGAUUCACGGAGUGAUAAAGGAUUUGUCAAAGGACCAUCAACGUUCGUGGUGACAGAUGACUUGUUUGUGACCCCAAUGUCAUCCAUUUCUGCCGUUUCUUGUCUAAAGAGGUCACAAGUUCCUCUCUCUGACUUGGAGGAAAGGGUCAUCAGUGUUGGUGUGAAGGAGGGAUUGGCCAUACUAAAAGCUUCCCUGACCUCAACGUCUGCUUUGACAGAAGGGCUCCUACAUUUCACAAAGGUCAUUGAGUUGGAGAUUUGACUAAUCCUUUCCAUCUUGUAGCUGCUACAAAAUAUGUAGUUACCAUUUAUGUUAUUUUGAAAUGCCUAAUUUUUAACAUUGGUGUGAUAGUGUCUGGUGCAGUCAAAAGUUCUUGUAUGAACGAAUAUUGUUAUUGUUUUUAUCCGAAUCUUGAACAUGAAGUUAUUGUUUGGUGUAUGGUGAUAUCAGAUCUUGAAUCUACUUGUUUAGUUCAAAGAUGGAUAGAUCAUGUUUGGAGGUGGAUCGACUUUGAGGCCGAAUUCAUUCAAUUUGGCCAUUGAGGUCAAGCUUGUUCAGUUCGGCCAUUUGACUAUUUUAAUAAGUGACUUGGACGUUGAGGCCAAGCUCAUUCAGUAUGGAUUGGCCAUUGAGUAUAGGCUCAUUCAGCGUGGAUUGAUGUUGGCGGCAAAACCAACAAGUGUACAUGUUGCAGCAUAGCAAUUGAUAAAUAUCGUUAUCUCUCAAUAGACUUAUGCAACACACGACAACUCUUACAUUCUA
Molecule: messenger RNA, 2176 nt
Organism: Vigna angularis (adzuki bean)
Lineage: Eukaryota; Viridiplantae; Streptophyta; Magnoliopsida; Fabales; Fabaceae
Exons: 3
Coding region: 191-1675 (494 amino acids)
Source: RefSeq, a predicted model, not a curated record